Messenger RNA from Psilocybe cubensis, 546 nucleotides. RefSeq lists its product as uncharacterized. Lineage: Eukaryota; Fungi; Basidiomycota; Agaricomycetes; Agaricales; Agrocybaceae. The transcript is spliced from 2 exons. Bases 1 to 546 code for a protein of 181 amino acids. The record is from RefSeq and is a predicted model, not a curated record.
AUGAAACUCCCGGCAACCCUCUCUCUCAUUUUCGUACCAGCUGUAGUUCAAGCAGUACUGACUACGAGCUUUGACCCUGUGUACGAUAAUGUCAAUGGUUCUCUCGCUACCGUCGCCUGUUCCAAUGGGGCCAACGGUCUCCUCACUAAAGGUUUUACUACCUUUGGUUCUCUGCCCUCUUUCCCCUUCAUCGGGGGUGCGCCUGCUGUAACAGGCUUCAAUUCAGCUGGCUGUGGUACAUGCUGGAAACUUGCAUUCACCAAUUCCUCCAACAUUACCACGAGUAUCAACAUUCUAGCAAUUGAUGUUGCCACACCCAAUUUCAACAUCGCUCUGGCCGCUAUGAACAAUCUGACCAACAACCAAGCAGAGCAACUCGGUAGAGUUCCUAUAACUGCUACUCAGGUCGCCGCAUCCGUUUGCGGAUUGACAAUGUCAAUUGUAUUUCUGCACCCUCCUUUGAUUCCGAACAUCGCCUUUACAGUGACCAUAUGUGUCUAUGGCUGCCGUAGUGAUGCUUCAAACUUCAAAAUGUCGAUUACUUGA